AUGUAUUGUCAAAAGUGUCGCACACCACUCAAGCUGGACAGUUCCCUUGAGGAGCUGAAUCCAGCCGCGUACGAUCUCCUCGUCGGUCAGCAAAAGCCCCCCAUCCGGCUCGGUUCACCUAAGAAGACAGCCUCUUCACGACCAUACCACCCCCAAGAUGGCCAAAGAAAGGUUCUCUACGACAAAGUAUCCCAAAAUUCGGCAUCGGCGACCUUUAAACGCCACGGCAGCGGUCCGUCGAACUCGGCGCAACGAGACUCUAGCAUGUCCUUCAUCUACCUCACGGAAUCACAAGUCGCCCAGCCCGUUCUCUCCCGACCCGACCCCUCUCCAGCGAAUUCGAAGUCCUCCAGAGGCACGAAGGGCGGCUCGAAGGCUCAAGAUGAACAACGUGGCGGCAGCAAGGCACACGAGAUGGAGCGCAUCAGCAAGCUGUUCGAGAUUCUUUCCGCGCGAUCCGAUAUUGAUCAUCCUAUAUGUGUUGAAUGCACCGACAUGCUCGUAGAGGGCCUGCAAAAGAAGCUCGAGAUCGCCGCAAGGGAACGCGAUGCCUACGUCGGAUUUCUGAAACAAGUGCAGAGCGAUCAGCCCAGCGAGGAGGAUAUCAAAGCACAGGACGAGGCUUUGAGGAAAGCAAAGAAGGCCGAGGCCGAGGCGAUGGCUGAGCUUUUGCGUUUGGAGAAAGAGAAGGCGGCUGUAGAUGCCGAAAUCAUUGCUUUGGAGGAGGAAUCUCAGCAACUCGACCGCGAAGAGGAGCAGUUUUGGCGCGAACGGAAUGCCUUCGCCACAAAGCUUGCCGACUUCCAGAACGAGCGCGACAGCACCAACUCCAAAUUCGACAACGAUGCUCAGCUUCUUGAGAAGCUACAACGCUCCAACGUCUACAAUGACACCUUCUGUAUCAGCCACGACGGCACUUUUGCUACUAUCAACGGGCUGAGGCUGGGCCGACUUUCCAACAAGCCGGUUGACUGGCCUGAGAUCAAUGCGGCAUGGGGACAUGCGCUUCUUUUGCUUGUCACUGUGGCAGAUAAGCUAGGUUACAAGUUCGAUGGCUUUGAGCCGCAGCCUAUGGGAAGCACCUCGAAGAUUAUUCGAUACGAGCUACCGUCCCCGACUGCCAGCCGUCUAGGUUCGCACCGGAACGCGCCACCGCCAGCCCCAAAGAAGCACGUCCUGGAGCUUUUUUCCAACGGAGAUUUGCCUCUUGGCCUGACUUUUAUGCACCGCAAGUUCGACAAUGCCAUGGUGGCGUUCCUUGAACUAGUGCGGCAGCUUGGUGCUUUCGUGCAUAGGCAGACAGCCGCCGACGGCCAUCCUCUCAGUCUUCCUUACAAGAUUGAAGGUGACAGAAUCAUGGACGUUAGCAUCAAGCUCGGCAUUGCUCAAGAUGAUGGCUGGACAAAGGCGUGUAAGCUUACCCUAACGUGCUGCAAAUUCCUGCUUGCGCAUGCUAGCAACGUCAAUACAACCGCAAGGGCUGCCAAUAAUCAAUAA
Molecule: messenger RNA, 1497 nt
Organism: Colletotrichum spaethianum
Lineage: Eukaryota; Fungi; Ascomycota; Sordariomycetes; Glomerellales; Glomerellaceae
Product: vacuolar protein sorting-associated protein 33
Exons: 2
Coding region: 1-1497 (498 amino acids)
Biological process (GO): autophagy; late endosome to vacuole transport; cellular response to nitrogen starvation
Cellular component (GO): phagophore assembly site; phosphatidylinositol 3-kinase complex, class III, type II; phosphatidylinositol 3-kinase complex, class III, type I
Source: RefSeq, a predicted model, not a curated record